Molecule: messenger RNA, 2015 nt
Organism: Glycine soja
Lineage: Eukaryota; Viridiplantae; Streptophyta; Magnoliopsida; Fabales; Fabaceae
Product: phospho-2-dehydro-3-deoxyheptonate aldolase 2, chloroplastic-like
Exons: 5
Coding region: 177-1664 (495 amino acids)
Biological process (GO): aromatic amino acid biosynthetic process
Molecular function (GO): 3-deoxy-7-phosphoheptulonate synthase activity
Source: RefSeq, a predicted model, not a curated record
CAGGAUGCAUAUCGCAUCAUUCCGUGACAGAUUCUGUGUACGAUACUGUCAUAGAGCUAAAAAGCAAAAUAUAUGAAUUUUUUUUUCUCCUUUUCUGGAGAAUAUAUAUAGGAGCACAAUACAAUCUGAGUCAGAAUCAGAUAAGUGUUGGUUUGUUUUUUUGUUGAGAAGAGAGAAUGGCUGUGGCGUCGUCAUCAUCGCUUAUCACGUUGAAGGUGAAACCUUGCAUUUUCGGGUCUCCUCGGAGAUCCGCGGUGGUUCGGAAUUGUGCGAAGUCAACGGCGGGGACAAUAUCGACGAGUUGGAGCCUGGACAGCUGGAGGGCGAAGAAGGCGCUUCAGCUUCCGGAGUACCCAGAUGCGAAUGAAUUGGACCUAGUCCUCCAAACCCUCUCUUCUUUUCCCCCAAUCGUCUUCGCCGGCGAGGCGAGGAAUCUGGAGGAGAAGCUCGCUCAGGCUGCCAUGGGGAACGCUUUUCUCCUUCAGGGCGGUGAUUGCGCCGAGAGCUUCAAGGAAUUCACUGCCAACAACAUCCGUGACACCUUCCGUGUCAUCCUUCAAAUGGGUGUGGUCCUCAUGUUCGGUGGCCAAAUGCCCGUUAUCAAGGUGGGGAGAAUGGCAGGUCAAUUUGCAAAGCCGAGAUCCGAUUCAUUUGAGGAGAAGAAUGGAGUGACGCUCCCAAGUUACAGGGGUGAUAAUGUGAAUGGCGAUGCAUUUGACGCGGCAUCUAGAAUCCCCGAUCCACAGAGGAUGAUAAGAGCCUACUGCCAAUCUGUGUCUACUCUGAACCUUUUGCGGGCAUUUGCCACGGGAGGUUAUGCUGCCAUGCAAAGGGUUAAUCAAUGGAAUCUUGAUUUCAUGGAGCAUAGUGAACAGGGAGACAGGUACCGUGAAUUAGCCCAUAGAGUGGAUGAGGCUCUUGGCUUCAUGAAUGUUGCUGGGCUCACAGCCGACCAUCCCAUCAUGAGUACAACAGACUUUUGGACCUCCCAUGAGUGUUUGCUUCUCCCUUAUGAGCAAGCACUUACUAGGGAGGAUUCUACUACUGGGCUUCAUUAUGAUUGCUCAGCUCACAUGCUAUGGGUUGGGGAACGUACCCGCCAACUUGAUGGUGCUCAUGUUGAAUUCUUGAGAGGAGUUGCUAAUCCACUUGGCAUCAAGGUGAGUGAUAAGAUGGUUCCCGAUGAACUUGUUAAGCUGAUAGAUAUUCUGAACCCUAAAAACAAGCCUGGAAGAAUUACAGUCAUUGUUAGAAUGGGAGCUGAGAAUAUGCGAGUGAAGCUUCCACAUCUUAUCAGGGCAGUUCGCAGAGCAGGUCAAAUUGUCACUUGGGUUAGUGACCCCAUGCAUGGGAACACCAUUAAAGCUCCAUCUGGACUUAAAACCCGCUCUUUUGAUGCAAUAAGGGCUGAGCUGAGGGCAUUCUUUGAUGUGCAUGAUCAAGAAGGAAGCUACCCAGGAGGGGUUCAUUUAGAGAUGACAGGGCAGAACGUGACAGAAUGUGUUGGAGGCUCAAGGACUAUUACUUAUGAUGACUUGAGCUCACGCUACCACACACAUUGUGAUCCAAGGCUUAAUGCUUCUCAAUCUCUCGAGCUUGCAUUUAAUAUUGCGGACAGGUUGCGCAAGAGAAGGCUCAAUUCAACUCGAUCACUUGGAAUUUAGACAAGAGGGGGUCUGUCUUCCUUUGUACCUGGAUCACAAUACUGGUCAAACAUGUGUUGAGUUUUCUUGAGCACAGUGAACAAAUACUCUACUGGGAGCCACUCUACCGAGUUUCAUAAGAACUUAAAAUAGUCGGCACAAUUAAUAGUUGUGCUGUAUGAGUGUUACAAGACAGUUCAAAACACUGCAGGUGUAUGUACUUGCAAGUUUGCACUUUUAAGUUUGGAGAUAGUACGUGUGUAGUAUUUAUGCUCGACUCGAGUAAAUGAGUAAUAACUAAAGUUUCAAGGUACAACUUACAUCAUAAUGCAACCGAGUGAAAUUUAUUAUAUACGAGAUGGUUUUACGUAA